AUGUUUCAACACCCUGAUGACAUUGCUGUGCAUCAGGAUGACAAUGCAGCCCCACAUAGCGCCAAUAUCGUCCGUGCCUGGUUCGACGAACAUGCAGUAUCUCUUCAAGAAGAACAAAUUUUAGAAUCAGGUUUUCCUGCCGUUACUAUUUGUAACCUCAAUCGAAUGAAAGCGUUCUACGAAAGUUGCAAUAACGACGACAUAAUGGAAAAUGGUUGCAUUCAUUCUAUUGGCCAAGAUGAUGGUGAUAAAACAGAAGAUAUAGGUUCUUCUGGUAAGCAAGACAUAUCUGAACGACGCAGUCUACUAUCUUGCAAUGGUACGUUUAAUACAGAAUCUUUGUCAAAGCUGUAUUUAAUCCUCAAAUAUUUACGAAUGAGCAAUAAGAAUCGAAGAUUUGUAGGAUAUAAAGCAUCAGAAUUAGUGAAAUUCUGCAGUUUUAACAUGCAGUUAUGUUCUUCGAAAGACUUCAAGUACUUUCAGAGUCUCAGAUAUGGUAAUUGUUAUACAUUUAAAAGUUCCAGCAAGUAUGGUAAGAAGUAUGUUACUUUUUCAAAAACAGGAUACAAAAGUGGAUUGGAUCUAUUACUGAACCUGGGUUUAAAUGAAUACAUGUCAACCGCUUCGAAAUCUGGAAUGAGAAUCUCAGUUCAUCAUGCUUCAGAAGCACCAAACCCAGAAGUAAAUGGCGUUGACAUAAAUCCAGGGUUUGAAACAUCGUUUGUUCUAAAACAGAUGGCAAUUCAACGUCUGCCUGCACCAUACAAAGACAGAUGCAUCAACUACAACUCGCGUAUUAAUGAAAGCAGUGAAGAAGAAUGCAUGAAACUAUGCCUUCAAAAACUGAGUUUUGAAAUUUGCGGUUGCAUUGAUCCAACUUUGAUCCUAAUUCCUGGAAUGAAGCAUUGUAAUAUAUUUAACAUGAGUGAUAUUUGUUGUUUGGAUGGAGUUCAAGACAACACUACUCGACAUGAGCUAUCAUGUGACUGUCCGCCAUCUUGUUAUGCAGUCUCUUACAGCAGCGAGAUUUCAAAAGCACGGUUAUCAAAGACUGACGGUAUUUUGUCGAACAAAUCAAAAGGCAAUUUUAUGAACCAUUACGCUCGUUUGAAGGUAUUUUACUUCACUUUAACCCAAAAUACUUUCAAACAAUUACCAAUGUUUGAGGAAUCUGAAAUCUUCAGUCACUUAGGUGGUGAACUGUCACUGUGGUUGGGUCUUUCAUUUUCGAAAUAA
This is a messenger RNA of Parasteatoda tepidariorum (common house spider), 1236 nucleotides long. RefSeq names its product degenerin deg-1-like. Gene Ontology annotation, cellular component: plasma membrane. Gene Ontology annotation, biological process: sodium ion transmembrane transport. The record is from RefSeq and is a predicted model, not a curated record. Gene Ontology annotation, molecular function: ligand-gated sodium channel activity. Lineage: Eukaryota; Metazoa; Arthropoda; Arachnida; Araneae; Theridiidae.